AGCAUGUCAGUAAAUAUGCAUGAAGGCUACAGCGCAGGAGGAUAACGUUACUUCCUAUUUCACCCACUUACUGCCAGGGGUAUGUUUAGUGCAGGGUUUUUGUGCUAGUAGUCCAGAGCAAAGCAGUAUGUCUUUGGACCCUGAAACCUUGCUGGAGGAGAGGCUCAGAUCAGAGCAGAAGUUCCAGCAGCACCUUGAGGCCCUGAGAGAAGCCCUCAGGCAGCAGCUGCAGGAGACAGACAGGAGACAGAGGGAGGAUCUGGACAGGAGGAUUCAUCAGAACUCACUCCUCUCAGGAGACACAGACAGAGAGUCCCAUGUUGGAAAACAAGACCAUCAGAACAGAUAUGGAGGCCUUGGGAGAUCUAGUUCUACAUCUGCCCUGACCUCGGGUAAGGAGACUUUACAACACCUCAGACAAUUAGAGAGAGCCAGUUCAUCCUCCCCAGUGUGGGUAUCUUCAACAAAGGGGCAGCACUCUGUCAGGACUUCCAAGGAAACUGUUCGAGAGACACGGCAGCUUCAGCAGCAGGCUCUAUCAAAAUCACAGCUGGCUCCUGAAAGCAAAGAGGAGGAGGGGGCAGACGCCGAGUGCCAGAAGAAGUUCUGUGCCGUUCCUGUCCCCGGCCAUGUGAGCCUGCCCCUCUACCAUGAGAUGAUGCAGCUGAGGGAGAAGAAGAGGAAGCAAGGCCAUGAGCAGAGGAAGGACUUCCUGCUCUCCACGCAAAAACCUUUCAGCUUUGAGCAGAGAGAAAAGGAGAAAAGGGAGAAGCUGAUAGCAACGUUUAGCCAAAUUGCACAGGAUCAGAAAUCCAAUGCUGCCGCUGUUGGGAAGGCUCUUCACAAAGUAGUAAAGGACUCAUCAGUUUGUGAACUUCGGAAAGAUGAGGAGCUUUGCACUCAGACAAAGACACAGGAGACCUUGAGAAGCUCCACAACGCCACAAGAGACUCCCACCCAGCCUGGUGGCCCUAAACCUCGCACUUCUGAGCACACCAAGAACAAAAUGCUGGCCUUCCUGAACGAGAAGCCGAGCUUCCAACCAAAGAUCAACCAACAGGUCCCUGAUUUUGGCCGGCUGCACAAGGCCCUACAGACAGAGGCGCAGAGAAAGACAACGAGCAAAGAUGGAACAAAGUGCCAGCCUUUCUACCUGAGGACAUCAGCUCUCUCCACAAGGCAAAGCAGGACAAGCCCUGAAAACUCACAGGGACCAGUAGUCAGCAGCCAUUUAAAGAGAAGCAAAUCAUUUGGGGGCUUAACGUCACUAUCUGAGGACACACUCCCCACAUACAUCACAGACGCUACAAGGAAGCGUUGGAUGGCCAUCAGAAAGUCACUGGAGCUGAGGGAUAGCAAGAAGCAAGAGAGUGCAGAUUGGCUGGAGAAGUACAAAAUGAGGUCCCACGCCAUGAAGAAGGCAGUUGCUACCCGCGCAAAGGUGUUGGACCCACACAGCAGCUUGAAAGAAGUGUGUGACCACAAAAUCCAGCAGCAUCGGGAAGCUGACCUACACAGGAUGAGAGAGUACAGGAGAGAGUUACGGGACAUGAAAGCACGAGUCACCGCACGUCCUUACCUGUUCGAGCAAGUGACACAGAGAAAUGCCAAGGCUCAUGUAGAAAAAGCAUACAGAGACAAGCUGAGGGAAGUAGGGUUAAGUGAACAUUUUGUUGAAGCGAAUGGAAAAACAGCUGAAGUAACGUCAGAAAUAUCCCGACCUGAGGAUGAUGAGGAUGUGACUGACCACGGAAUUGCAAAUGGCAUUCAUAUCAGGGAAGAAAAUGUAGACUACGGGGAGAAAAUUGAAGAUGUGGAAGAAAAGAGCGUGAAAUCCAAAGGGGAAGAAAUGCCAUGAUCAAAAAGGUUGAGGCGGCAUGGAGUUUUUCGUGGCCUCUCUGCUAGAAAACAACGCUGUCCUCAAAAGUGAUUCAUGUCAAGGCUAACUAUAUCUGCCAAACAUUUGACAGUUCAAGAUUUGCAGCUCUAAAUUAUGAAAUUGCUGAACAUCUGGACAUUAAAACAGUGGAUGUUUUAAAUGUUAGG
Molecule: messenger RNA, 2046 nt
Organism: Myripristis murdjan (pinecone soldierfish)
Lineage: Eukaryota; Metazoa; Chordata; Actinopteri; Holocentriformes; Holocentridae
Gene: fam161b
Product: FAM161 centrosomal protein B
Exons: 9
Coding region: 20-1858 (612 amino acids)
Biological process (GO): cilium organization
Cellular component (GO): cilium
Source: RefSeq, a predicted model, not a curated record